AUGCUUGUUUCCAAGUGGAUUGCCGUUGCUGGCCUAUUAGGAUGCGCUGUUUGGCUUGUGAACGAGACCGAAGUUACCAACGAUCUAAACGACGCUUAUAAGACUCGCAUGCCUAAUUAUCUCAACUUGGUCUACCCUGUCAUUGAUUAUCAUGACACUGCGCCAGUCAAUUCCUUCCCACCAAGCGAUAUCGACACCACUUUGGGUAGUGGCUGGGCUUACUCCACCCUCAGCUCCGACUGGACUCAAUGGAUUGGAUCAACAGCCGCGACCAGUGCCGAUGACUACGGUUCUUACUCAGUGCUGUAUCCUGACGGCAACCUCAGAAUCAUAUCUUUCAACACCAACUUCUACUAUAAAGAGAACUUCUGGCUGUAUGAGAAAACCAUGCAGUCGGAUCCCAACGGUCAGUUGGCAUGGCUCGUAUCUGAGUUAGAUGCGGCCGAAACAGCUGGUGAGCGCGUCUGGCUCGCGGGACACAUGCCCAUGGGAAGCGGAGACGCGUUCCACGAUGGAUCGAACUAUUUCAACCAGAUCAUCCAGCGCUACGAGGCGACCAUCGCCGCCGUCUUCUAUGGACACACCCACAAGGACGAGUUCGAGAUUGCUUAUUCAGACUAUUCCAACCCCACAGCCGACACUGCGACCGUGAUGUCUUAUAUUGCACCAGCUCUGACCCCGACCUCUGGAAACCCUACCUUCCGUGUUUAUUCCGUGGAUCCAGUCACCUUUGGUGUGCUCGAUUUCGAGGUAUACAUCGCGAACAUGUCGGAUCCGAACUACCAGACAAAGCCAAUAUGGGAGAAGUACUACUCUGCGAAGGAGGUCUAUGGCUCUCUUCUCACCCCGCCUGUGACAGACAGCUCUGCUGAACUGACUCCGGCUUUCUGGCAUAACGUGACUGCUUUGUUCGAGAAUGACGAUGCUGUAUUCCAAGACUAUAUUGCUCGCAAAACUCGAGGUUGGGAUUAUUUAUCUUGCACUGGAGACUGUAAGACCGAUGAGAUCUGCCAGCUUCGUGCAGCCGAAUCGCAGUAUAACUGCGUGACUAUCACCCCCGGCAUCAGCUUCAAGAAGCGUGAUAUUUCCACUGCAUUGCACCAGGAGAAUGCACGUGGUGAGUCUAUCAUUGGAACUAUGUUCUCGGAUUUCGAUGGCACCGUGUCUGCGCUCCAGGCCUCCUUGACCUCGAGCUUCCUGAGCACCACAGUCAACUCUACAGUCGUGUAA
Messenger RNA from Penicillium maclennaniae, 1230 nucleotides. Its product is annotated as acid sphingomyelinase. The transcript has 2 exons. The coding region runs from base 1 to 1230 and encodes 409 amino acids. NCBI's taxonomy places the organism in Eukaryota, Fungi, Ascomycota, Eurotiomycetes, Eurotiales, Aspergillaceae. The record is from RefSeq and is a predicted model, not a curated record.